CGUUUCUCCUGUCCUCUGCUCUGUUCAGCUGUAUAGGCCUGCACGAGUACUUGUCGCUGCCGGUUCUUGCUGAUUUAUAGUUGUUUUUACGCGUAAUGGCUACCAGAGAAUACAACAUCGUCGUCCUCGGCGCAGGAGGCGUGGGAAAAUCUGCUCUUACUGUUCAAUUUUCACAAGGCGUGUUUCUCGACUCGUAUGACCCGACCAUCGAAGACUCCUACCGCCGCCAGAUCGACGUCGACGGGCGAUCGUGUAUGCUUGAGAUUCUCGACACGGCGGGCGUGGAGCAGUUCACGGCGAUGCGCGAGCUGUACAUAAAGUCCGGCCAGGGCUUUCUUCUCGUGUAUUCGGUGACGGACCGCGCGAGUCUGCAGGAGCUCAUCAAGCUGCGCGAUCAGGUGUGUCGGAUCAAAGAUUCGAAGAAUGUGCCGAUUGUGCUGGUGGGAAAUAAAGCCGAUCUUGCGCACGCGCGCACAGUCUCUUUUCAGGAGGCGAAGACACUAGCUCAGAAUUGGGGGACUAGUUCUUUCUACGAGACCUCUGCGCGUACAGCUGCCCAUGUUGAUGACGUGUUUGCGGAUAUUGUGCGACAAAUACAGCGACGCGAGUCUGCGAGCAGCUCUUCAACAGCCGCCACAUUCCCGGUCCCGCCUACGCCUUCCUCUUCGUCUAGCUACUCCUCGAAUGGGCAUGGGCGCAAUCCGUCCGCUUCAGAGAAGCACGGGCACGGGCACAGCUACAGCAUUAGCGCGCUCUCGGACAAGCGGUCGUCGGGGAAGCGCAACAGCGGGCGCAACAGCGAUCUUCCGGUGUCCAAAGGCGGAUUCGAGCCCAAGAAGAAGAAGAAAACCGGCGGUCUCUGCGUGAUUCUGUGACCGGUGCAAAUCACUCGCUUUCACUGAUAUGAAAAGUCCACACACACUCGUUUAAUUCGGUUGAUAUAGCCGGAAAGAUACUGAACAUACUUGUUCCAUUAGCCCCGGAGUGCUACUUCCACUCUGCCACCAUUGCCGUCCCUGCCUACGGCCUACAUCGACUAAUCUGCUGGC
Myxozyma melibiosi is the source of this 1049-nucleotide messenger RNA. RefSeq names its product ras family-domain-containing protein. Gene Ontology annotation, molecular function: GDP binding; GTP binding; GTPase activity. Gene Ontology annotation, cellular component: plasma membrane. NCBI's taxonomy places the organism in Eukaryota, Fungi, Ascomycota, Lipomycetes, Lipomycetales, Lipomycetaceae. The transcript is spliced from 4 exons. The record is from RefSeq and is a predicted model, not a curated record. Bases 96 to 875 code for a protein of 259 amino acids. Gene Ontology annotation, biological process: signal transduction.